Messenger RNA from Malania oleifera, 1333 nucleotides. RefSeq names its product probable aquaporin NIP-type. Gene Ontology annotation, cellular component: membrane. Gene Ontology annotation, biological process: transmembrane transport. Bases 111 to 938 code for a protein of 275 amino acids. The transcript has 5 exons. NCBI's taxonomy places the organism in Eukaryota, Viridiplantae, Streptophyta, Magnoliopsida, Santalales, Ximeniaceae. Gene Ontology annotation, molecular function: channel activity. The record is from RefSeq and is a predicted model, not a curated record.
UCACUUCAUUUCUUCACUUCAACCAAGAACAUUGUAAACUCCAUCUUAAUUCCCUUCCUCCUCCCCAUCGGCUUCCAGUUUUAGUCUCAUCCUCUAUUUGUCGAGUAACAAUGGCUGCGAACGCAAUCGAACAGGACGUCGCGAAGAUCGAAGAGGGCCGCGCCGCCGCCCCCGCUCUGCCGCCGACGGAGGCCUGUCGCGACGUUGGGUUUUGUUCCUCCCCCGUAGUCGUGAGCAUCGCGCAGAAGUUGAUCGCGGAGGUGAUCGGAACGUACUUCGUGAUAUUCGCGGGAUGCGGGUCGGUGGCGGUGAACAAGAUAUACGACGGAGUAGUGACGUUCCCGGGGAUAUGCGUCACGUGGGGCCUCAUCGUCAUGGUCAUGAUUUACACCGUCGGCCACAUUUCCGGCGCCCACUUCAAUCCCGCCGUCACCAUCGCCUUCACCAUCUUCCGCCGGUUUCCGCUUUGGCAGGUUCCUUUAUACAUUGUAGCUCAAGUAACGGGAUCCAUUCUUGCGAGUGCCACAUUAUAUCUGGUGUUUGACAUAACUCCUAAAACUUAUUAUGGAACAGUACCAGUUGGAUCUAAUGCACAAUCUUUAGUCCUGGAAAUAAUCAUCUCCUUCCUUUUAAUGUUCGUGAUCUCUGGAGUUGCUACGGACAACAGAGCAACUGGAGAAUUGGCAGGGAUUGCUGUUGGAAUGACAAUUAUGCUGAAUGUCUUUGUGGCUGGGCCUGUUUCUGGAGCAUCCAUGAACCCUGCUAGGAGCAUUGGACCAGCUGUGGUUAACCAUGUAUACAAGGGGCUUUGGGUCUAUGUAGUAGGUCCAAUUGUUGGAACCAUAGCAGGAGGGUUCGUGUACAAUUUAAUGAGGAAGACAGACAAGCCCCUUCAUCAGCUGACCAAGAGCACUUCCCUCUUCAACACCUCUGCAUGAAAUUACAGAGGCCUGUAGUAAUUCUAGGUAGCUCCAUGCAUGCAUGCCCAUCUUGCACCAGUAUUGCUGCCCUUCCAUGGCUGUAAUUUGGAAGCAAAUGUGUUCACUUUUUAUCUUUUUAAUUAUUUUAUGUUUGGGAGUUCGGAGUUUAAGCUUAGAUUUUGAAUUUAGAGUUGAAUUUGUCGUGCGAAUUUGGAUAAAAUGUAUUAUCGAACUCUAUCCAAAUCAACACAAAUUCAAAACAAACAAUAAAUAUUCAUGCUCCGGUCCGAUCCGAGCACAAAUAUUAACUUUGUUAAUGUUAUGUCGUGACGUGCUGGUAUAAGUUUUUUUGCUUUUUGGGAACAAUGUAAUUUGAUCGAGUUCGCAUAGAGCAAUGUGACAUCUGUUUAGUA